Molecule: messenger RNA, 372 nt
Organism: Clonostachys solani
Lineage: Eukaryota; Fungi; Ascomycota; Sordariomycetes; Hypocreales; Bionectriaceae
Source: the annotation of a GenBank genome assembly
AUGGCUUCAAAUCCAGAUGACUACUCUCAAUAUGAUUUGUUUGAGAUAUUCGAUUGCACAUACAAAGUUGUCUCCGGUCAUUCGAUAGGAUGCAGUGUCUUAGUGCCAAAGACUCUGUUGGCUAAGAUGAAACUUGUUGGACCUCGGCCACUUAUGAUGCGUUUCCAUGCUGGAGGCUGGAUCGCCGCUUCUCGUCUGUUUCCCAACUAUUUUAGCCCCUGGCAACUAGCUCUUGCCGCUCGACAUUCGGCUUUGAUUGUAACGCCCGACUAUAGAAUGCUUCCCGAAUCAUCUUUGGAUGAACUUAUGGAAGACAUUGAAGACUUUUGGAACUGGGUCCAGACUGAGCUGCCGGGAUUCGUACGAAACUAA